UCGAUGACUAAGUUAUACUAUUCGCUGAAGAGAGCUGGAGUACGCUACUGUGCGCUAGUAAUUAUAGCUCGCAAGGAAAAGUUUGUUGGAAGUCAAAGACAAAUCUGGAUAUAUUUUCUGAAAACAUUUAUAUAUUCUUUCUUGAUUCAUGUCACGUUGGAAUUGGGGACCUCAUUUUAAAAUGAACUUUAAAAUGACGGUUAUAAUUGCGUGCCUAAUCCUCCCCGUGGCUGCGGAGGUUGCGGACCAGGGGCUGAAUCGGCCACGGAAUGAAGAAUGGAACAAGACUGCCCCGCAGAUCCAGUGUAUUGAAAACCGACAGUAUGCGCAUGACGGCCGCUGCUGCAACAACUGCGAAGCUGGUACCUAUGUGAAAACGCCCUGUGAGAAGGCCUCGGAAGUAGGCGUCUGCGCUCCCUGUGAACCCAGAACGUACACAGAACACGCGACUGGGAUGGAUCGCUGCCUGACCUGCACACCGUGCCACAGGGAUCAAGAGGAGAUAGUGCCCUGCACCGCGACUCAGAACGCGCAGUGUCAGUGCAAACGUGGCUCCUUCUGUGAGAUGGACAAACCAUGUGAGGUGUGCAAAAAGUGUGCCAAGUGUAAAGAGGAUGAGGAGAAGAUUCAGAACUGCACCCGCACCUUGAACACCGUGUGUAGAAAAAAGCAAUCCCCCAUCUCUCCUAUCCCCACUGACCCUGUGACCCCCACUAUAAGCUCCCCCACUGAUGCCACUGUUCCAGUGGUUAUCUCCGUGAUGUGUGUACUGGUUCUCAUUGGAAUUGCUGCUGUCUUGUGGUGUUGGUGGAGAAGGCGGUCUGGCGAAAGGACAGAAACCCCAAGUGAUCCGAGUGAAGAGGUGAAGAUCAAUAUGGUCGACCAGUGCCACGGCGCGCCGGAGGAGGCGCGGGACGGCCGGAGCGCGGGGGAGCCGCGGCAGGAGUCGCAGCCCCUGCUGCAGGAGACGCAGGUCGUGCACGCCAAGUCCGUGCCCGUGGAGGACGAGGACAGGGGGCUGGGCGACAGCCUGCCCAACACCACCAACUCCUCCCAGACCAGCCUGUCUGCCCCGCCCACCGUGCCGUCCUGCGGCAGCUCGCCUCGCCACAGCCCCGCCCCUAACAGGCUGCCUGUCUGUCAGGGGGAGAGAAGAAUCAUUUCUUUGAAUGGUGAUGACUCACUAAAGAAGAGUUUUGACAUUUUUGAAGAAUUUUUGGAGCUGAAAAUUCACAAAAGGUUUUUCAGGGCUAUUGGUCUGAGCGACAACAUGAUCGAGAACGCGCGCGCUGAAGAUAAAGUGUACGAGCUCCUGAAGGCCUGGAUGCAGAAGCAGGGCCGCGAAGCCGACAUUAACGACCUCCUCAAUACGCUGCGUGACUUGGAUCAGAAGCUUUCCGCUGAAAACAUAAGUUUAAGGGCAGUUGAAAAGGGGUAUUACAGAUAUGAAGACGAGAGCAAUUAAUUGUCCUUGAAGAUCAAAAAAAAAAAAGAACAUGAUGGAAUGUGAGGUGUAAGAGAAGGGCCUUGUACAAGAACUGCAGUGUUGUUUGUGCAGGGUCCUGUGCCAUGGAAAAUGACCAAUGGUCAAAGUUUCCUAAUGGGUAAAUUACCUCUGAUAGGGGAAGCAUGCUCUCUCUCCUACUCUACAUGGACCCUGUGCGCUGCACCGUGCUGAUUGGUGCGGGUGAAGUGUACGGGGGGUGGGUAUACACUGGCUCUGAGGGAGCGUCAUGAUGCCUCCACACUGCUGUUUACCCUGGAUAUACUUGACACAUUGGUAUUCUAACUGCAUUAGCCAUUUUGAAAUGGCGGAAAAUGCAGAUGUUUUGCGCAUAGCUGUAGUUACUUCAGCGAUGUUUGGACUGCGCACAUUUUUCAGUUUGUUUAAUGUCUGGUGUCUCAGUGCACUCGUGGGAAAUAGCAAAGAACAACA
Messenger RNA from Anguilla rostrata (American eel), 1936 nucleotides. Its product is annotated as tumor necrosis factor receptor superfamily member 10B-like. Gene Ontology annotation, cellular component: cell surface; plasma membrane. Gene Ontology annotation, molecular function: protein binding. The record is from RefSeq and is a predicted model, not a curated record. Gene Ontology annotation, biological process: TRAIL-activated apoptotic signaling pathway; positive regulation of apoptotic process. NCBI's taxonomy places the organism in Eukaryota, Metazoa, Chordata, Actinopteri, Anguilliformes, Anguillidae. Bases 149 to 1465 code for a protein of 438 amino acids. The transcript is spliced from 10 exons.